UGUAAUUUUUAUUAUUUAUUUUAUAAUCAGUUAUUUUUUUAUACAGUUAAACAAUGUCCUUUCAGUAAUAUUUUUCAUAAAAGAAUGUAAUUAUUAUUCGAUCUAUAUAAAAAUGUCAGCUGAAAAUAAAGCAGUAUUACAAGAAGUAAAAAACUUAUAUAAACAAAAUGAAUAUUCAGAAGCAAUAAAGAAAUGCAAGAAAAUAUUAAAAAAGGAUAAGAACAAUUAUCUAGCACUCAUUUUAUUAGGUGCUUCUAUGCUUGAAGUAGAAGAAUGCAAAUCUUACACUCCAGCAGCCUUCCAGAAAGCAAUUGAUAUACAACCAAAUAAUCCGUUGGCUUGGCAAGGAUUAGUAACGUAUUAUGAAAAGGAAUCAAAGAAUAAUUGUAAUGUGUUAAAUCAGCUGAUUGAAAGUUAUUGUAAACUUUUAGAAUUAGACAGUGACAUGUCCAAUGCUUUAUCCGUUCUAGAAAAAAUAGCUAAUCUUCUUUUAUUUAAGAAAGACAGUUUAAACUUAAAUCAAGGCAUUGAAACAUUAAAUUGUUUACGUAAAAAAGUCAAUGAAGAAAAGCAAAGUUUAAUCAACAAAACUUUGGCAUAUGUUUUAACAGAACAAUAUGAUAAUAUACUCCAAUUUAAAGACAUAUUAGAAAAUGUUCUAGCAAAUGUGAUAAAAGAUACUAAUGUGGUUAACAGACAAGAUUAUUAUAGAAAAUAUUUAAAACUUUUAUAUACAUCUAAUAAAAUAAUUACAUUAUUACAUGAAGCUACACAAAUGCACGAGGAAUUUGUACAAGAUAUUUGCCCUCUUGAAUGGAUAUGUAAAGUUUAUUAUGAGGAAAACAUAUAUAAUAAGAGAAAUGUAGAUAUUGAUAUUGUUCCGUUCUAUGAAUCACUUAGAAAACUUGAUAAUGAAUCUGAAGCUGGUAUUCUAGCUGAAGCAAUACAUUUAGACUCAUGUGAUAAUUUAAUCAAAUCACGUGAAAUUUUAAAUCAAUUAGUUUUAAUAAAACCACAAUCAUUUCAUGGGUAUGUUAUGCUGAGCAAAAUAAAUAAGAAAUUAUAUUGUUGGGAAGAUGUGGAAAGUGCCUCAACAGAAGCAUUAAAUCUUAUAACUCGUAGAUCUAUUAUGUGGUGUAGUAUUCAAGUAUUAUUAAUUGAGUCACUUAGUAGAAGCAACGAUAUAGAAAAGUGGAAAUUGGCUGAAAAAUUAUGCAAAGAAAUGUUAGCAGAGAAAUCUUCAGAGCAACUACAUCUUUUUCUUGCACGGAUCAAUGUGUUAUUAGAUAAUGAUAAUAUUCUUGAUGAAUUGAGUAACUUGGAAUCAAAGUCUGACACAAGAGUUGAAGCUGUCAUUUUACGAGCAUUAUUUUUAAAAAAUCAUAAAAACUUAGAGGAGGCCGCAGAUGUUCUUGGAUCUGCUCUAGAAACUUCAGAAAGUUGGUCGCUGCUUGGUAAAAUAUAUUGGGAGAUGGCAGAUUAUAAUCAUAGUUUGAUGGCUUUCUUAAAUAGUGUACAAGCAGAUCGUUAUAAUUGGGAAUCUUUAGUUUAUCUUGGACAUUAUUAUCACGAACAUUGUAAAGAUAUAGAACGAUCAAGAAAGUGCUACCAAACAGCAUUACAGAUUAAUCCCAAUUCAGAACAAGCUGGCAUUGGUUUAAGUACAACAUUGAGAUUACUUAAAAAUAGUGAAGCUAAUAUACAAUUGUUGCGAAAAUUAACAGCCUACAGCAGUGGUCCUAAAUGGGCAUGGUUACAAUUAGGUUUAUAUUAUUUAGAUAGAGGAGAAGCAACUGAAGCUAUUAAAGCAUUGCAACAUGUCAUUAGAGCUGAUCCCGGUGAUAAUCACGGUUGGGAAUCUUUAGCAGACGCGUAUUGGUCACGAGGUGCUUAUAAGUCAGCUUUAAAAUCUUAUCAACGAGCAUUAGAUUUAUGCCCCGGGUCUUUAUAUUCUAUGAUACAAGUUGCAAAUAUUAAAUUGAUCAUAGGUGAAUUUGAAGAGGCUAAAGAAGAUUUUAAAAAAAUAUUGAGCAAUGAAUCACAUUAUAUACCUGCUCUAAAGGGUCUUGCAGAGACAUGUUUAAGUUUAGCAACAAAGAAUAUUUCUCACCAAUUUCUAGGACGUGCUAGAGAUAAUCUUCAACAAGCAAUAGAAUGUUUAACAGAUGCGGUUUUGAAUAACUCUAAAUUAUCUUGCAUUUGGAAGUUACUUGGCGAUGUAUGUUAUAGGAGUGCAGUAAUGUCAGAAAAAUAUAGUUACCUUCAAGUUAUGCCUUUUUUGAUAAACCGUAAAAGUACCGAAAAAUAUAUUAUUAUUAAAAGAGUAGAUUUAUUUCUAUUAUCAACAAGAUCUUAUUGUCGUGCACUAUCCCUUUCUAAAGAUUCUGCAUUAUUAUGGCAUGAUCUAGCUUGCUGUUACUACGCUCAAUUGCUCUUAAAUCCUUCCAUCGAUCGUAAAGAUAUUGCAAUUAAAAGUCUUUCAGCUGCUAAAUAUGCUGUAAAGUUAUGUCCAACAUCAUGGUUACAUUGGAAUAUUUUAGCAAUUAUUUGUAUGGCUUCGGAAAUAAAAAAUUAUGCCUUAGCACAGCAUUCUUAUGUUAUGUCAAUUAGCAGAGAAUCUAACAAUGCUCUAGUAUGGUCCAAUUUAGGAAUUUUAUAUUUAUAUAUUGGAGAUAUAUACAAAGCCAAUGAAGCAUUUUGUCGUGCCCAACGAGCAGAUCCAACAAAUAUGAAUAGUUGGGUUGGACAAGCCAUAAUUGCAGAAAAAAUAAAGUAUCGCGAAGCAGUAGAUUUGUUUAGACAUUCGGCACAAUUAGGAUAUCAUAAUGAAGCAUGUUUAGGAUAUUCUCAUGGGGUACUAACAUUAUUGUUAGAUGUUGAUACUAAUAAAUCAGACCCUUUGUAUACUUAUACCAUAGAAAAUAUGCAUGCUGUAUCAGUAGCAACAGAUUUGCUUACUUGGUACAUAGAGCAUAAUCCGAAUAAUGCAUAUGCGCUCAACACUUAUGGAUUAUUGUUGGAAAGACAAAAAUUAUAUCUAUCAGCAGCAGAACAAUUUACUAAAGCAUUACAUGAAUGUAACGAAAAGGAGAAAGAUUUUAUUUGCAUAAAUCUUUCACGCAUUUUUAUACGUCUUAACAAAUAUGAAGAAGCUAUACAGUUAUGUAAAAGUGUAAAUAAUAGUACUUUCAAUUCACAAUGUCAUUUAGCUUUAUGUCUUUUUAAAGCAAAACGAUAUGAGGAAUCAUAUACUACUUAUGAAGCAGCUCUUCAUUGGUUUGCCAAAGAAGAAUCAGAUAAAGCAAAUACAUUAUGUGCUAUGGCAGCUAUGGCUCAUAUUUUUCAAGGAGUAGAUGAUGUUAAAACUUUACUCUUCCAAUGUAUAUUGAUUAAGCCACCUAUGAUAGCUGGUUUUUUAGCAGCUGCCUCAUUGGGUAUAUUACAUGGAGACCUGAAUUUAACUGCUCUAGUGCUGAAUGAAUUAGAAUCAUAUAAAAAUGAUGUAGAGUACAGGCAUCACAUUACUGCUUUGUCUGCUUAUUCAAGCCUUGUCCAGAAUAACGUAGCCAAUGCUAUUAAUGUUCUAUCAAAGAUAACUUUUAGAUACCCAAAUGAUGUGAAUUGCUGGAUAAAUCUUGCUAGAGUUUUAUUUGAAAUAGAUUUAACGACUUUCCAUAAAUGCGCAGAAAAAGCAUUAUAUUUAAGUGGAAGAUCAUCUUCCAAUAAUAUUGUAUAUGUGGUCUGUGCAUCUGCAUUAAGUGCUUUAACUACUGAAAAUGUCACUAAUGCAUUGAGAAAUGUUCAGAAGGCAGUAUUUCAAUUUCCUAAUGAAGUUGAAAGUUGGGCAAGUUUUAUCGCUGUACUUAUAACACGAUAUAUAAAAUAUAUUGACACAGAGACUAAUCCAGGUGUUAAAUGGGUAAUUGGAUUGAUAACUAUAGUACAACAGCAAUUUUCUACGAAACAGCAGAUAUCUUAUUGGUUAGAAAAAAGUAAAAAGAAAUUAUUAAAUAUAUCCAAGUAAUAAGUCUUUAUUUAUACAUUAUAUUAAAUAUGUAUGAAAAGACAAUAAAAUAUACUUGUAUACAUAA
Messenger RNA from Vespa crabro (European hornet), 4091 nucleotides. Its product is annotated as tetratricopeptide repeat protein 37. The transcript is spliced from 13 exons. Lineage: Eukaryota; Metazoa; Arthropoda; Insecta; Hymenoptera; Vespidae. Gene Ontology annotation, cellular component: Ski complex. The coding region runs from base 113 to 4024 and encodes 1303 amino acids. Gene Ontology annotation, molecular function: protein binding. The record is from RefSeq and is a predicted model, not a curated record.